AUGGCCAGAGCCAAGACACGGACGUCUCAACAGACCUCCAGGAGUCCAGGUGUGACCCAAGCCAAGAGACAGACUUGUCAACCAGCCCAAUCCAGCUGUGUUAAAGAUUCUCCAGGAACCAGCGGCAUGAACAGAAGGCAAUGUUACGCCGCACUGACAGCGGACAAAGGGAAAUUCGUGCAAAAGAGCAACCUCGUGAUCCACAGUCGCACGCACACGGGCGAGAGGCCCUUCGAGUGUUCGUCGUGCCCGGCCACGUUCACCCGCAGCGAUAUUCUGAAAAUGCACAUGUUGACUCACACCGGCGAAAGACCCCACGAGUGCAACGUCUGUGGGCGCAGAUUCGCCUUGAAAUUAAGCCUCGCCUACCACGCACUGACUCAUUCGGGGAAGAAGGCGUUCGCCUGCCACGUGUGCGGCCGAAAUUUUUUACGAAAAGACGCACUACGGAGCCACGCCCGUACGCACACUGGCGAGAAGCCUUACGUCUGCUACCUCUGUCCCGCUACGUUCGCACACUGGGGCACGCUGAAAGGGCACGUCGCAAGCCACACCGGCGAGCGACCUCACAAGUGCGACGUAUGCGGGCAGAGUUUCGGAUCGAGGUGCAACCUUUCCAAUCAUAUGCACGUUCACUCGGGUGUGAAGAAGUUUAGCUGUGAAUUCUGUAGCCGCAAAUUUAGUUAUAAACGAGCACUGACAGAGCACACCCGCACGCAUACGGGCGAGAAGCCGUACCUCUGCCACCUUUGUCCUGCUGCAUUCGCGCACUUGAGCACGCUGAAAGGGCACGUCGCAAGCCACACCGGCGAGCGACCUCAUGGGUGCGACGUAUGCGGGAAAAGGUUUACCGUAAGAGGGAACCUUUCGCGCCAUAAGCGUACUCACUCAGCUAGUCGCUAAGCCUAAGUGUCACUCCUGUAGCGGUACAUUUUACGGUAAGGUAUACCUCAAUGCCGCCAUGACUGCAGCUCGAACAGCGGGAUAUUUUGAGACCGUUGUAGUAUUCUUAGUAAGUGCUUAUAUCAACCACCUUGAAAUAUCACACGCAGCUAGUAGGCAGCAGUACACAUUCUUUAGAGCGCUUAUUGCACCCAGCCAUGCAGCGGGCAGACGCCGUGCAUGUAUGAAUUGGAUUCAGGAGUCGCGGCCCCUAUACCACAUUUUACAUUACAGGACACGCGUGUGCAAUGCCAAGUAGGCCCUUUGGCAUAAGUAGGUCUUUUGAGCUGUGAGCGUAUGCGCAGUUUUUCUUGUAAGGUGUUCCUAGAAAUAUUCAGAUACUAUUGCAAGAUUCACUAUAUGAAAGCAUCUGACGAACAUUAAUGUCUAUUGUUGCUGCUGUUGAAAGUUCUUUUGCAUAUAUAAGUGUCCUGUUGUCUGAGAUAAUAAAGAUACCCUUUAUUUAGACUACAAUUUCGUACGUGUGUGCCCAGACUCUGUUGCGCGCAUGCGCUUGAAAGAUACUUUCUCCAGGAAAAUGAAUAAACAGUAACACUAGUACACGCUUUUGCUGCGUUAUCUGUUUCAUUACAAAUUGAACAAAUUUCUAACAAAAUGAUGUUUGACAAUUUUUUCUGUAUUUAUAUUUUUGUUCAGUACAGAUAGAAUGCCUUUCAUGCAUGUAACAUGUGUAAUAUUGCAGUUGUCUUAUGAAUACGUUUCUUUUCUCUGUGUUUUACUUUUUAUUCAUUUCUUGUUUUGAAAUGUACUUAUAGAGUAUCUGCUCUGGUAACAUAAUCUGUUCAUGUAAUUACAUAUUGAGACUCCCUGCUAGCCAAUGCCUAUGGACCUCACCAGUGUUGUGCAUUUUCAUGUACUAACAGAACUCGAAAUAAAAGACG
This is a messenger RNA of Rhipicephalus sanguineus (brown dog tick), 1844 nucleotides long. RefSeq names its product gastrula zinc finger protein XlCGF52.1-like. Gene Ontology annotation, cellular component: nucleus. The transcript has 3 exons. The coding region runs from base 1 to 903 and encodes 300 amino acids. Gene Ontology annotation, molecular function: DNA-binding transcription factor activity, RNA polymerase II-specific; RNA polymerase II cis-regulatory region sequence-specific DNA binding. Gene Ontology annotation, biological process: regulation of transcription by RNA polymerase II. The record is from RefSeq and is a predicted model, not a curated record. Lineage: Eukaryota; Metazoa; Arthropoda; Arachnida; Ixodida; Ixodidae.